AUGGAUGUGGGCAACCCGGACAUAAUAAAUUUCAGUGCAAGAACAGACAAAAGAAGGUACUCAGCAAAGCAACAAGUAGAAGAAACAACAACAGAUGUCAACAACAAAGCAACAGAUGUCAACAACAAAGCAACAGAUGUAUGUCACGAUACAACGAAGGGAAGAGAAUUAGAGGAAGACGUAGGACUAGAAUUAGUUAAGAAAGAAACAGAGGAUAAACUCGGGACAGAUGGCUGGAGGAUGUGGAGGACGGUCUAUGAUGGCUGGGUGUUAGAAGAUGGAAAGAGACAGCAUAGGAUCAUGCAGAUUGGAUGGAUGUAG
Nezara viridula (southern green stink bug) is the source of this 321-nucleotide messenger RNA. Lineage: Eukaryota; Metazoa; Arthropoda; Insecta; Hemiptera; Pentatomidae. The record is from the annotation of a GenBank genome assembly.